Messenger RNA from Cercocebus atys (sooty mangabey), 868 nucleotides. Its product is annotated as nucleosome-remodeling factor subunit BPTF-like. The transcript has 6 exons. Gene Ontology annotation, biological process: regulation of transcription by RNA polymerase II. The record is from RefSeq and is a predicted model, not a curated record. Gene Ontology annotation, cellular component: NURF complex. The coding region runs from base 207 to 743 and encodes 178 amino acids. Lineage: Eukaryota; Metazoa; Chordata; Mammalia; Primates; Cercopithecidae. Gene Ontology annotation, molecular function: RNA polymerase II cis-regulatory region sequence-specific DNA binding.
CUCCCGCGGCUCCGCUUCCGCGACUCCGACAGGAAGUGGAAAAGAGGGAAUCCUGCCUAAAACCUACUUCACGGUGUUAUAGAGAAGAAGAUACAGAAAAUGAAAAUAAAAUUUGGUACUAUAGCACAAAGGUCCAGCUUGCAGAAUUAAUUGACUGUCUAGAGAAAGAUUAUUGGGAAGCAGAACUCUGCAAAAUUCUGGAAGAAAUGCGUGAAGAAAUCCACCGACACAUGGACAUAACCGAAGACCUGACUGAUAAGGUUCAGGGCAGUAACAAAUCCUUUCUGGCGGCAGCUAAUGAACCUAACAAGACAUGUGAGAGCAGUAACACUAGUGCUACCACUACCUCCAUGCGGCCUGAUCUGGAAUACAGUAACAGCAGUGAACUAAAUUCUUCCCAGAGUGAAUCUGCUAAGGCAGCUGAUGAUCCUGAAAAUGAAGAAAGAGAAUCUCAUACACCUGUCUCUAUUCAGGAAGAGAUAGUAGGUGAUUUCAAAUCGGAGAAGUCCAGGCGGGAGCUAAGUGAAUCUCCUGGAGCUGGAAAAGGAGCAUCUGGCUCAACUCGAAUCAUCACCAGAUUAUGGAAUCCAGAUAGCAAACUUAGUCAACUGAAGAGCCAGCAGGUGGCAGCCGCUGCCCAUGAAGGAAGUAAAUUAUUUAAGGAGGACAAAGAGAUGGCAUCUAACCAUGCCCCAGUGAUGCUUAGACUCAUUAUAGGCUCGGGGUGUAAUACAAAAAUCUGACGUAUUCCAGUUACACUGUAACUGAAAAAGGUAUUUUAAGUUCAUGAGCCUAUCUCCCAUUCAAGCUUUCCAAAAACGAAAGACAUUUCUUUUCUUGUCUUUUCUUUCUUCCUUCUCUUUUUCUU